CCCCGGGGCAGUGCCGAGACGGAGCAGGGUUGCGGAGCGUUGAGUAAGAGCUGGUGCCGACAGGUGACUGGACUUCGUUUGCGGCUGCCGGCUGCUCCCCGCUGAAUCUCUGCUGCGGCCUGGCCGCCCCUCCCCACAGCCGACAUCAUGCCGAAACCAAUUAAUAUUCGUGUUACCACCAUGGAUGCUGAGCUGGAGUUUGCCAUUCAGCCCAACACCACGGGCAAGCAGCUCUUCGACCAGGUGGUGAAGACUGUGGGACUGCGAGAGGUCUGGUAUUUUGGGCUCCAGUACGUCGACAGCAAGGGAUAUCCAAACUGGCUGAAGCUGGAUAAAAAGGUCUCCCAGCAGGACUUGAAGAAGGAAAACCCGGUCCAGUUCAAGUUCCGUGCCAAGUUCUUCCCCGAGGAUGUGUCGGAGGAGCUGAUCCAGGAGAUCACCCAGAAGCUCUUCUUCCUCCAGGUCAAGGAGAACAUCCUGUCUGACGAGAUCUACUGUCCCCCAGAAACUGCCGUGCUCCUGGCCUCCUACGCCGUGCAGGCUAAGUUUGGUGACUUCAACAUGGACGCGCACAAGGCCGGCUACCUCACCUCUGAUCGUUUGCUCCCGCAGCGUGUGGUUGGGCAGCACAAAUUCAGCCAGGAGCAGUGGGAGGAGAGGAUCCAAAUCUGGCACGAGGAACACCGCGGGAUGUUGAAAGAGGAUGCAAUGAUUGAGUACCUGAAGAUCGCCCAGGAUCUGGAGAUGUAUGGCGUCAAUUAUUUUGAAAUUAAAAAUAAGAAGGGGACAGACCUUUGGCUGGGAGUCGAUGCCUUGGGCCUCAAUAUCUAUGAACAAAAUGACAAACUCACUCCCAAGAUUGGUUUCCCUUGGAGCGAAAUCCGUAACAUUUCUUUCAACGACAAGAAGUUUGUCAUCAAACCCAUCGACAAGAAGGCUCCUGACUUUGUCUUCUAUGCACCGCGACUGCGGGUAAACAAGCGCAUCUUGCAGCUGUGCAUGGGCAACCAUGAGCUGUACAUGAGGAGACGGAAGCCUGACACCAUUGAGGUGCAGCAGAUGAAGGCACAGGCUCGGGAGGAGAAGCACAAGCGGCAGCUGGAGAGGGCCCAGUUGGAGCAGGAGAAGCAGAAGAGGGAGACGGUGGAGAAGGAGAAGGAACAGAUAGAGUGGGAAACCCGGGACCUGAUGCUGAAGCUGAAACAUUACGAGGUCCAGACGAAGAAGGCCGAGCAGGACCUGGCUGAACAGACGCAGAGAGCCACACAGCUGGAUGAGGAGCGGCGGAGGGCCCAGGAGGAGGCUGAGAGGCUGGAGAUCGAACGCCUGGAGGCCUUGCAAGCCAAGGAUGAGCUGCAGAGACAGGCUAUGGACCAGAUGAAGAACCAGGAACAGCUGGCGGCGGAGCUGUCCGAGUACACGGCCAAGAUCGAGGAGCUGGAGGACGCUCGGAGGAUGAAGGAGGAGGAGGCCUUCGAAUGGCAGCACCGGGCCCAGGUGGUGCAGGAUGACCUGGAGAAGACCAAGGAGGAGCUGCACAUGGUGCUGUCCACCCCUCCCCCACCCCCUCCCCCUCCCCCACCCAUCGUCUACGAGGUGCUGGAAGAGAACGAGCAUGACGUUGAGGAGAAUCACAACUCCGACAGCGCGGAGCUGGCGUACGAUAGCUUCCUGGACCACAGGAUAGAGGAGGACCGAGUGACCGAGGUGGAGAAGAACGAGAGGGUGCAGCAGCAGCUGAUGUUGCUGAGCUCGGAGCUUGCCCAGGCCCGGGACGAUAGCAAGAAGACCUCCAACGAUAUCAUCCACCUGGAAAACGUUCGGAAAGGCCAGGACAAGUACAAGACACUGCGGCAGAUCCGGCGGGGGAACACCAAGCAGAGGGUGGAUGAGUUUGAGUCAAUGUAAGGAUUCACUGACAACAGUCCAAGUCCGCUGCUCUGGGCAGGAUUACAAACCAUUGGAAGUACCUUUCUCUUGGUGAUCUCUGGAGCAACUAGUCCACAGCCUGCAUAUCUCUUUCUCAACUAAAUUUUAUAUGAAUGUCCAAAUUUUGGAAAAAUCUCUUUGAUCCUCUGCAUUCUUGAGCAAUGAACCAGAUUUUUAGUCAUGUAAUUGUUUUAUAGCUUUUUCAGUGCUUCAACAGAGAAACACAAAGCCUCCUUUAAAUCUGAAACAAUGUGCUGAGGUGCACAAUUGAUUAAUCAGUGCCAAAAAUAGAUUAGUGAAAAGUGUUUUUGGUAAAAGAGGGAAAUUUAGUCUCCGGCCUAAUGUAUUGGAUUCUCGUGGGAAACAGAACUUGUCCUUUUGUACCCGCUUUGUGCCACAAGUCAUAGUUACCCGUGUUUAAAACAUGAAUACUACUUGCCACUACACUGAUGUAUUUUGUAUCAAUCACUCCUGUGCUGCUGCAGAUACACAUACACGUGAUCAAUGCACUUCUGAAAGAUUAAGACACUUACUUUUCCUUGUUACCUCCAGUCAUUCAUUGCCAUAGAUUUAACGGGAGAUCAGAAUUCAGCAAUGAUUGCUUGCUACAGUCAGUAAAAAAAAAUAACGGGGAAUGGUUCCUAUUUUGUAUAUUUUUGCUAUUACAAGAUUUCCACUCCAUCACUUAGGAUGUCAACGCAAUAUUAUCUUCGAAAUAAAAGGCUAGUUCUGUGUGGUACUUUACAUAACCUGGCAAUUUUGUAGCACAGAAUCUAUUUGUAAAGUUUUUUACUUCAGAUCAAAGAAAUAGUAAAGCUUAUUUGUAAAGUAAAAAAAAAAGAAAUCCAGUGGCAAGAGUAAAGUGUCACAUUCUAUUUAAUCUAAUCAACUAAAAAGACAACUAUUACAGCUAAGUAUGCCAGGCUUAGAUUUAGAUGUAAACACUUAUACAUGUGUAGGUUUGUAAUUUGAGCAUUAUUUGUGUCUACACUCCUUUAAUGUGCUCAUUUCUGGCCAGCUUUGCUCCUCGAAUCGUGUACCUUUGUUGCUCUGCACUUUGUACUUGCAAGUCUUGUACUGAUAUGGUCUUUGAAACAUUGAAUUGCCUCUAAUAAAAAUGUUGGCAAGAU
This is a messenger RNA of Amblyraja radiata (thorny skate), 3059 nucleotides long. It is a transcript of the gene ezrb, whose product is annotated as ezrin b. Lineage: Eukaryota; Metazoa; Chordata; Chondrichthyes; Rajiformes; Rajidae. The record is from RefSeq and is a predicted model, not a curated record. The coding region runs from base 148 to 1908 and encodes 586 amino acids. The transcript has 13 exons. Gene Ontology annotation, cellular component: cytoskeleton. Gene Ontology annotation, molecular function: actin binding.